This is a messenger RNA of Plasmodium adleri (nom. inval.), 1107 nucleotides long. RefSeq names its product conserved Plasmodium protein, unknown function. Bases 1 to 1107 code for a protein of 368 amino acids. The record is from RefSeq and is a predicted model, not a curated record. The transcript has a single exon. Lineage: Eukaryota; Apicomplexa; Aconoidasida; Haemosporida; Plasmodiidae.
AUGGAUAAGAAUUCAUUGAAAAGAAGAAACAGACUUCUUCAAAAAAAUGAAGCACGCAUGAGUAUACUACUGGGAAGAAAUCUGGAUGACGAAAUUUUAAAGGAAAAAAAAGAAAGUAAUAAAAAUGAUGAACACAAAAAAAGUGAUGAAAAUAAAAAAAGUGAUGAAAAUAAAAAAAAUGAUGAACACAAAAAAAAUGAUGAACACAAAAAAAAUGAUGAACACAAAAAAAAUGAUGAACACAAAAAAAGUGAUGAAAAUAAAAAAAGUGAUGAAAAUAAAAAAAGUGAUGAAAAUAAAAAAAAUGAUGAACACAAAAAAAGUGAUGAAAAUAAAAAAAGUGAUGAAAAUAAAAAAAGUGAUGAACAGGAUAAAGCGAAUAAUCCAAAUAUGAGUACUGAAAAUAAUAAUAUAACAAAGGAGAAGGAUAAUAAUAAAACAAGUGCAUAUAAAAAGUCAACUAAUAUAUAUAAUAAAGAUAAAAGUAAUGGUUAUAAUAAUAAAUUGUUAGAUAAAGAUGAUAAGAAUAAUAUUAAUAAGAAUAAAAAUAAAAAUGAUGAAAAUGAUUUUACAAGUAUAAAUAAUAAUCUAUUUAAUGAAAAUAAUAUAGAUUCUCAAUUUAUUAUUAAUAAAAAUGAAAAAUUACAUUUUAUCAUAUUAAUAAUUCUAUGUAUCUUUAUAAGUAUAUUUAAAGUAUAUUAUAAUGAAAAUAAUUUAUUUUAUAAAAAAAAAAAAGAAAAAAAUAAUUUAAAUAUUAUUCAGAUGAUUUUUUUCAACUUUAUAAAUUCACCAAAUUUUUUUUUCUCCUUUUCUGUUUUUUAUAAUAUAUCUUUUUUGUUAAUUAACAUAUUAAUAUAUAUAAAUCAAAAUAACAUAACACAAAAAAGGAUUAAAGAAUUUUUUGUAAAUAUGAAAAAUAAAUUUAAUAAUAAAAAUGAAGACAUAUUUUAUUUUAUAAAUAAAGCAGUUUUGUUUAUCCUUUUUAUGGGCCGAAUAUUUAAAUCAUAUAUUAUUUCGAUAUUUAUAGUAAAUUUGUUUCAUGAUAUAUUGCAUAAUUGUUUAAUACGUAUGUCUAUGUUACAACCUCCAAAGGUAGUAGUAUUAUGA